Molecule: messenger RNA, 3741 nt
Organism: Asparagus officinalis (garden asparagus)
Lineage: Eukaryota; Viridiplantae; Streptophyta; Magnoliopsida; Asparagales; Asparagaceae
Product: nuclear export mediator factor NEMF
Exons: 14
Coding region: 136-3567 (1143 amino acids)
Biological process (GO): ribosome-associated ubiquitin-dependent protein catabolic process; rescue of stalled cytosolic ribosome
Cellular component (GO): RQC complex
Molecular function (GO): tRNA binding; ribosomal large subunit binding; zinc ion binding
Source: RefSeq, a predicted model, not a curated record
UUCUCUCGUCUCUCGUUUCCCUGCCCUCACUCUCUCCAUCAGAAAUCGAAGCCAAAAAAUAAAUUAAAGGAAAAAAAAGAGACGAUCUUUUUGCUACGUACGUAGGGUUUGGAGAAAUCUUGAAGAAGAAGAAGAAUGGUGAAGGUUCGAAUGAACACGGCCGACGUGGCGGCGGAGGUGAAGUGCCUCCGCAAGCUCAUCGGCAUGCGCUGCUCCAACGUCUACGACAUCACCCCCAAGACUUAUCUGUUCAAGCUGAUGAACAGUAGUGGUAUUACCGAGUCUGGGGAAAGUGAAAAGGUUCUGUUGCUGAUGGAAAGUGGUGCCAGGUUGCACACUACUGAAUACGUUCGGGACAAGCAUACAACUCCUUCAGGAUUUACUCUAAAGUUACGGAAGCACAUACGGACAAGAAGGCUUGAAGAUGUGCGACAACUCGGAUAUGAUCGGAUUAUUCUUUUUCAGUUUGGCUUGGGUGCCAAUGCACAUUAUGUUAUUCUUGAGUUAUAUGCUCAAGGAAAUAUUAUUUUGACAGAUUCUGAAUACACAGUCUUGACUCUUCUUCGGUCUCAUAGAGACGAUGAUAAGGGAUUGGCAAUUAUGUCACGCCAUCGUUACCCCAUUGAAGCUUGCCGCAUUUUUGAAAGGACUGACUUUGCAAAGUUAAAAGCGUCACUUACUUGUAGCAAGACAUAUGAUGGUGAUGGAUCAUCUGAAGUUAAUGCCAAUGAAAAUCCUUCUAUUACACUGAAAGCUGUAAAGGGCACCAUGAAAAACGACUUACCUGUUUCAAAUAAGAAAGGCAAUGAUGGUAAAAAGUCUAGUAAAGCUACUUUGAAGACCAUUCUUGGGGAAGCAUUAAGCUAUGGACCAGCACUCACGGAGCAUAUCAUAUUGGAUGCUGGUCUGCUUCCUAAUAUGAAAGUUGGAGAUGAUGAGAAUAGUAAAAUUGAUGAGGGAAUUAUUCAGGCUUUGAUGAAAGCAAUCACCAGAUUUGAGGACUGGCUUACAGACAUUUUAUCUGGCGAAAAAGUUCCGGAGGGUUAUAUUCUGAUGCAGAAUAAAACCGUCGAGAAGAAGGAUUUUGCCCCCCUUCAGGAUUCUACUGUGAAUAAGGCCUAUGAUGAGUUCUGCCCAAUUCUGCUGAAUCAGUUUAAGUCGAGGGAAUGUAUGAAGUUUGAGACAUUUGAUGCUGCAGUAGAUGAAUAUUAUAGUAAACUUGAAAGUCAAAGAGUAGAACAGCAGCAAAAGGCAAAGGAGGGUUCUGUUGUGCAAAAGCUUAACAAAAUUCGAUUGGAUCAGGAAAAUCGUGUGCAUAUGCUGAAGAAGGAAGUGGACCACUCUAUAAAAAUGGCAGAGCUGAUUGAAUACAAUUUAGACGAUGUCGAUGCAGCUAUUUUAGCUGUUCGUGUUGCACUUGCAAAUGGAAUGGACUGGGUGGAUCUGGCUCGCAUGAUAAAGGAAGAAAGAAAAUCUGGAAAUCCUGUUGCUAGCCUUAUUGAUAAGCUCCAUUUAGAAAGAAAUUGCAUUACUCUUCUAUUGAGUAACAAUCUGGAUGAUAUGGAUGAUGAUGAGAAAACAUCACCUGUUGACAAGGUAGAAGUCGAUUUGGCACUUUCUGCACAUGCAAAUGCAUGUCGUUGGUUUGAAUUAAAGAAGAAACAGGAGAAUAAACAAGAAAAAACCAUCACAGCUCAUGAGAAGGCUUUCAAAGCUGCAGAGAAGAAGACACGCCUCCAACUUGCUCAGGAAAAGACUGUUGCUGCUAUUACUCACAUACGCAAAGUUCAUUGGUUUGAAAAAUUCAACUGGUUCAUUAGCAGUGAAAAUUAUUUGGUUAUCAGUGGUCGUGAUGCACAACAAAAUGAGAUGAUUGUCAAGCGUUAUAUGUCCAAAGGGGAUCUCUACGUGCACGCAGAGCUACAUGGAGCCUCUAGUACAGUGAUAAAAAAUCACAAGGCUGAUCAUUCCAUACCGCCUCUUACAUUGAAUCAAGCAGGAUGCUUCACUGUGUGUCAUAGCCAGGCGUGGGAUUCAAAAAUUGUCACAAGUGCUUGGUGGGUGUAUCCUCAUCAAGUGAGUAAAACAGCUCCUACUGGUGAAUAUCUUACUGUCGGUAGUUUCAUGAUACGUGGCAAAAAGAACUUCCUCCCUCCACAUCCCCUUGUCAUGGGCUUUGGCAUUCUAUUUCGGUUGGAUGAGAGCUCCUUGGCAUCCCAUCUGAAUGAAAGGAGGGUAAGGGGUGAGGAUGAAAGUCUAAAUGAAAUUGAAGGAGAGACUCAUAAAGACCAGAGUGAUUCUGAUUCAGGUGAAGAAGUCAUUGAUGAAGGUGGCAUAAACAAGGAAUUGGUUCAUGUUUCAUCACUGAGCAGUGGCCAUUCUGAAGUAAAGGUAGAGGGAUCUCAUGCUGCUACUAAUCUUAAAACUUCUGGUUACACUGAAGGAACUGUUGGAGAUGAUGCAUCCCAAUUAGAUAAGAUUCAUAAUGAGAAUCUAUCUACUAUUGAUGAAACUAGUCGACCUUCAAUUUCACCACAACUUGAGGUUCUCCUCGAUGAAGCUCUUGGUGUCGGCUCUGCUAAAUUAUCAACUAAAAAUACUGGAAUAGAUGAUUGUCAGUUACCUGCUAAAGAGAACCAUAAUGGGAAAAAGGGUACAAUAAGAGAGAAGCCUUACAUUUCGAAGGCAGAAAGACGAAAAUUGAAGAAAGGUCAGAAGAAUGAUAGUGAUGAUAUUGCUAAUGACAUGAAUGAAAAAGAAGAGAGUAAUAGAGGUGCUAAAGGUGUUCAGGCAGAUAUCACAAGUGACAAAUCAAAGCCAGCGAUUCCAAAGGCCACUCGUGGGCAGAAGGGUAAGCUUAAGAAGAUCAAAGAGAAGUAUGCAUCACAGGAUGAGGAAGAGAGGAAGAUUCGCAUGACUUUGCUUGCGUCUGCAGGGAAAGCGCUCACAAAGGAAAAAGAGUCACAAGACAAGGAGGGAGAUACAAACAAAUCAAUCAAACCUAUAACAGGUCUAGAUGAUUCCUCCAAAAUAUGUUAUAAAUGUAAAAAGCCAGGCCAUCUUUCUCGGGAUUGUCCAGAGUAUACUUCCGAAAUUGAUCAUUCCAUGAACAAGAAAAUCAAUGGUUCUCUUUCUGAAAAUGUUCAGGAUACAACCUUGGACAAAACAAGUGAUAUGGAUAAAAUUGAGAUGGAGGAAGAUGGCAUCCAUGAGAUAGGGGACGAGGAGAAAGAGAAGCUGAACGAUUUAGAUUAUUUGACGGGCAAUCCCCUUCCUGACGAUAUUCUAUUGUAUGCUGUACCUGUUUGUGGUCCUUACAAUGCUCUGCAAGCAUAUAAAUAUCGGGUGAAAAUUACUCCAGGCACAGCAAAGAAAGGAAAAGCUGCCAAAACUGCGAUGAAUUUGUUCAGUCAUACGCCUGAAGUAACCACCAGAGAGAAAGAGCUGAUGAAAGCAUGUACGGAUGCUGAACUGGUGGCUGCCAUUGUGGGCAAUGCGAAGAUAACAGCACCAGGACUCACCCAACUGAAGCAGAAACAAAAGAAGGGGAAGAAGUCUGGGAAGUAGCAAAGUUUUGUCGGAUAACGAUGAGGCUGUACUGUAAUUUCUGGCAUUUUGUUUUCGCGAAUGUAAACAGUUCUAUUGUCAUGUAGAGCAUACAGAUACAAGUGUUGGCUCGUCACUGAUAAAUGUCCCAGAAAGAGAACGAGGAAAAAAAGAGAGGUGCUGGAUUUUUCUAUU